Messenger RNA from Zygotorulaspora mrakii, 1785 nucleotides. It is a transcript of the gene DBF4, whose product is annotated as protein serine/threonine kinase activating protein DBF4. Gene Ontology annotation, biological process: positive regulation of nuclear cell cycle DNA replication; regulation of cell cycle phase transition. Bases 1 to 1785 code for a protein of 594 amino acids. Gene Ontology annotation, molecular function: zinc ion binding; protein serine/threonine kinase activator activity; nucleic acid binding. The transcript has a single exon. The record is from RefSeq and is a predicted model, not a curated record. NCBI's taxonomy places the organism in Eukaryota, Fungi, Ascomycota, Saccharomycetes, Saccharomycetales, Saccharomycetaceae. Gene Ontology annotation, cellular component: nucleus; Dbf4-dependent protein kinase complex.
AUGGCCACUCGGUCACCGUUGAAAGAGGCAGAUGCUAACCUGAAGCACAGGAUACUGUCAGUAAAUGAUCGGAAUGGGGAAAGCACAACUAACAUAACUUGCGAGGAAAGUAAUGGUACUAAAAAGAGAGCAUUAGAGAGAUUAGACCUACAAGAUCGUAAGAAAGUCAAGGCAGAAAGGGCUAGGUCAAUUGAAGGUGCAGUUAAAGUUGCUCGAACUACUGGAUUAAAGAAUACUGAAUCGAAGGUUACGCCAAAUGAGCUAUUGGAAUGGCAAAAUAAUUGGAAAAAAAUUAUUAAACGGGAAUCACGUAUAUAUUUCGAUAUUGCAGAUGAUGCUGAUUUCAAUAAGCAUCUCAAGAGUUUGGAUAAAAAGAAGGAACUACUAAAGCGCGGAUUUUUAUCUCUUGGUGCUCAAAUCACUCAAUUUUUUGACUGCAAUGUUACGAUUGUGAUAACUAGGCGAUCCUUGGAAGCUUUGAAUAUGAUGAAUAGUUCUGAUGUGUUGGCAAGGGCUAAAAAAAGCUACAUGAAGAUAUGGGGUUAUGAAAAGGCUGCCAGAUUUCUGAAAAAUUUGGACGUUGAUCUAGAUCUGUUAGAAAGAAACAAUGCAACCCCUCUAGCAACUCCCACCUUAUCCAAUCUUUUGCAAAAUGAGAAGCUAUAUGGACCUACAGAUAGAGAUCCGAGAAGUCGACGGGAAGAUGUACACUAUUUCAAGUAUGCACAUGUUUACAUGUAUGACCUCUGGCAAAUGUGGGCUCCGAUCAUAACACUUGAAUGGAAGCCACAAGAAUUAACAGAUGUAAAGAAAUUGCCAUAUCCUGUGUUAAAAAUGGGUACAUUUGGGAGGUGUCCAUUCAUCGGCGAUAACUCAUGUGAUGAAUCUUCUUACAAGAGAGUUGUAAAGAGGUAUAGUCGCGAUAAAGCGAAUAAACCAUAUGCAUUGAAGCUGCGCAGACUUUAUCAGGAUUAUGCAACCCCAUGCGAGAGCUCUGAUCAUCUCAAAUUCAUACCGCAUACUUGCCUGAGCUCCAAGCAGUGCUAUGAGAAAUUAAAAUUAAAAUUUGAACAAAGUAAUUCUCAAAAAAAUAUGGGCAAUUGUUCUAAAGAUUCGGUCGAUUUUAAAGCGACAGAAAAAACUACAAGCAACAAAGAGGAACAUGAGAAACCGCAACUGCAACCUGAAAAUGAGGUAAGCCAGGUCAUAGAUACGCCGGAGCAAAACAAUUUGCCUGAGCUCACAAAGAUAGCUUCUUUGACAAGACAAGAAACGGAAGAUUUCCCAGAUGAUUUGUGCAAUAAUAAGAAAAAAUCCAGAAUACCUCAAGAAAUAAAAGCGAGUGGUGUGCAUCAGUCGAAUGACGUGGCGACAUCGUUUGGUAACGGAUUAGGACCUACCACCGCGAGUGUCACAAACAAGAACAUCAAAACUUUAAAUCGAUUGGUAGUUGAUAGAAAGUUGGGUAGUAAAACAUCAAAUCCAGUUCAUGCUUUGACGAUACGGAGCCUUGGCGCGGUAGGUAGUGACGGCCAAAUGCCAGCACCCAAGGCAUGCAAUUCCAAAGAAGCUGUUCUGGAACCAGCGACUAAGAAAAAAACUGAUAAUGUGCCGAUUACGAGAAGGGAUACGACAAAAAAUGCGGGCUACUGUGAAAACUGUCGUGUCAAAUAUGAAUCUCUUGAAGAACAUGUUCUGUCGGAAAGACACCAAUCAUUCGCUCAAAAUCCACUUAACUUUGAGGCUAUCGAUUCUCUGAUUGAGAAACUUAAAUUUCAGUUCUGA